ACCAGUUCCAGACCGCAUACAUUCUCUUUUCUUUCCUCGCUCGGCUUUCCCCUUCUUUACUCGCUCGUUGCACGCUGCUUGCGCGCUGAGCUAACUGCCCGGCGACAUGGAAACCCCUUGGACAGCAACAGAAGAGGAGGUACUGCAGUACUAUGCCGUGGAUCAGACACGAGGCUUGACCUCGGACGCUGCGGCGAAACAUGCUGAGCUUUACGGCAAAAAUGAAUUGCCGGAGGACCCGCCAACACCCCUCUGGGAGCUCAUUCUCGAACAAUUCAAGGACCAGCUAGUACUCAUACUUCUCGCAUCAGCGGUUGUCUCGUUUGUUCUUGCGUUGUUCGAGGAAUCGGAUGGGUCAAGCUGGUGGAGCGCAUUCGUCGAGCCCCUCGUCAUUCUGCUCAUUCUUGUCGCCAAUGCGACCGUUGGUGUGAUUCAGGAAACCAAUGCGGAGAAGGCCAUUGACGUUGGUGCAGUCACCCCAUGCAGUACGCCUGGUAUACUCACACAGGUUCCACAGGCUUUGAAGGAAUAUUCUCCGGACGAGGCGAAGGUUUUACGCGAUGGAGAGUGGACGCGUAUUCAUGCCACCGAGCUUGUUCCGGGGGACAUCGUCUCGGUCGCGGUCGGCGACAAGAUUCCUGCUGACUGCAGGCUGCUCUCUGUCUCUUCCACGAGUCUUCGUGUUGACCAGGCUAUCUUGACCGGGGAGAGCGUCAGCGUGAGCAAGACCGUUGAGAGGAUUGCGGACGCUAAGGCUGUGAAGCAGGACAUGACCAACAUACUCUUCUCGGGUACCACCGUCGUAAACGGGAAGGGCACAGCCGUUGUGGUGUUCACUGGCCAGAAGACAGCUAUUGGCGACAUCCACAAGUCCAUUACGUCGCAGAUAAGCGAGAAGACACCCUUGAAGCGCAAGCUCGACGACUUUGGUGAGAUGCUUGCCAAGGUCAUCACCGUCAUUUGCGUCCUUGUCUGGCUUGUCAACAUCCGUCACUUCUGGGACCCUACGCACCAUGGCGUUCUCAAGGGCGCCGUCUACUACUUCAAGAUUGCCGUCGCUCUUGCCGUGGCGGCUAUCCCGGAGGGACUUGCUGCUGUCAUCACUGCCUGCCUUGCUCUAGGAACAAAGAAGAUGGCUCAGAAGAACGCGAUCGUCCGUAACUUGCCUAGUGUAGAGACACUCGGCUGCACAAACGUCAUAUGCUCAGACAAGACUGGUACUCUUACUACUAACCAGAUGAGUGUAUCGAAGUUCACCGUAGUCGACAUUUCUGGUACUCCCCGGGAAUUCCUCGUCGAGGGCACUACCUUCGCUCCUGAAGGGUCGGUUACACCUGCUGAUGGCAAAUCGUCUGCUGAAGUUCGCCCAGAGCCCCUGUUGCGCCUGGCUGAGAUCAGCGCCAUCUGUAACGAAUCCAAGAUUAUAUACAAUGCGGAGAAGAACUCGUAUGCGAAUCUUGGUGAGCCCACCGAGGCGGCAUUGAAGGUUUUGGCGGAGAAGCUCCCCUGUCCCGACCCCGAAGUUGCGAAGAACCUGCCCUAUCUGGCUCCUGCUGCACGUGCUGGAGCAGUCAACGAAUACUUCGAGCGCACGAUCCCCCGCCUUAUGACGUUCGAGUUCUCACGCGACCGCAAGAUGAUGUCCGUCCUUGCUCGCAGGAAUGGUACUGGUGUCCUCUACGCGAAGGGUGCGCCCGAGUCUAUACUCGAGCGCUGCACCUCCGUCCUCGUGAACGGCCGUACUAUUCCCCUCAUUCCUCAGCUCCGCGACGCUCUCCUUCGCAGCACCAUCUCCUAUGGUAGCCAAGGACUCCGCACUCUGGCUCUCGCCUAUGCCGACAACGUCUCCACUGACCUCGCGGACUACAAGGCUGAGACGACCGCCGAAUACUCGCGCUUCGAGAAGGACCUCACGUUCGUCUCGCUCGUCGGCAUGCUCGACCCGCCCCGCCCUGAGGUCCGUGAAGCCGUCGCGAAGUGUCAGGCCGCAGGCAUCCGUGUAAUCUGCAUCACCGGCGACAACAAGGGAACCGCGGAAACGAUUUGCAGGCAGAUUGGGAUCUUUGGCGAGCACGAGGACCUCACGAGCAAGUCGUACACCGGGCGCGAGCUCGACGAGCUCAGCCCCGAGGAGAAGCUCAAGGCGGUCAUGCGGGCGAGCUUGUUCAGCCGUACGGAGCCGAGCCACAAGAGCCAGCUUGUCGACCUUCUGCAAAGCCAGGGACUCGUCGUCGCGAUGACUGGAGAUGGCGUGAACGAUGCGCCUGCGCUCAAGAAGGCAGACAUUGGCGUUGCAAUGGGGAGCGGCACGGACGUCGCGAAGCUUGCUGCCGACAUGGUCCUUACCGAUUCGAACUUUGCGACCAUCGAGCAGGCCGUGGAGGAGGGCCGCUUAAUCUACAACAACACCAAGCAGUUCAUCCGCUACCUGAUUUCGUCGAACAUCGGAGAGGUUGUCAGCAUCUUCUUGACCGUGCUCCUCGGCAUGCCGGAGGCAUUGAUCCCAGUGCAGCUCCUUUGGGUCAACCUUGUCACGGACAGUCUGCCGGCGACUGCCCUGGGUUUCAACCCUCCCGACCACAGCAUCAUGCGUGUUCCCCCUCGGGACAGCCGCGAGCCCAUCGUCGGCAAGUGGCUGUUCUUUAGGUAUAUGGUCAUCGGCAUCUACGUUGGCGUCGCGACCGUUGCUGGAUACGCAUGGUGGUUCGUCUUCUAUUCCGGCGGUCCCCAGAUCUCUUUCUACCAGCUCACGCACUUCCAUCAGUGCUCAAGCCUCUUCCCAGAAAUUGGCUGCGAGAUGUUUGCGAACGAGAUGGCGAAGCGGGCGACGACGAUGUCGUUGUCCAUCCUCGUCACUGUUGAGAUGUUCAACGCGAUGAACUCGCUCUCCGAGAACGAGAGCUUGCUACGACUACCGAUCUGGAAGAACCCCUUCCUUGUCGGGGCCAUUGCGCUGAGCAUGGCUCUGCACGUCGCGAUCUUGUAUAUUCCCUUCUUCACGUCCCUCUUCGCCAUUACCCCAUUGAACUGGACAGAGUGGAAGGCUGUAUUAUACCUCAGUGCCCCUGUGUUACUCAUCGACGAGGUGCUGAAGUUCGUCACUGCGACUUUUAUCUCUCCGCCCUCCAAGAUGAAGGUCGACUAGAAGACGCUAAGUAGUAGAUACAUAUAUAUCAUAAGGGAUCCUGUAAUGACAUGUAAUGACUGCGAUA
Messenger RNA from Dichomitus squalens LYAD-421 SS1, 3212 nucleotides. RefSeq names its product calcium-transporting ATPase. Gene Ontology annotation, cellular component: membrane. The record is from RefSeq and is a predicted model, not a curated record. Gene Ontology annotation, biological process: calcium ion transmembrane transport; intracellular calcium ion homeostasis. The transcript is spliced from 10 exons. Gene Ontology annotation, molecular function: P-type calcium transporter activity; ATP binding; ATP hydrolysis activity. Lineage: Eukaryota; Fungi; Basidiomycota; Agaricomycetes; Polyporales; Polyporaceae. Bases 107 to 3145 code for a protein of 1012 amino acids.